Cyphellophora attinorum is the source of this 1872-nucleotide messenger RNA. Its product is annotated as putative transporter. The record is from RefSeq and is a predicted model, not a curated record. The transcript has a single exon. Bases 1 to 1872 code for a protein of 623 amino acids. Gene Ontology annotation, molecular function: transmembrane transporter activity. Lineage: Eukaryota; Fungi; Ascomycota; Eurotiomycetes; Chaetothyriales; Cyphellophoraceae. Gene Ontology annotation, biological process: transmembrane transport.
AUGCCAGUCAGUCCAGGUCCUGGCCACGAUGAGCCAGCCAACGAGUCCGGCCUCCCUGGCGAAGGCGCAAUGGCAACAGGAGAGCCAGAGCCUGUGAACACCGCCACUGCGAUCGGAGGGCCCACGGAAUUCGAAGCAGAGAAGGUCGUGAGCAACGAGCCAGAACCGGUCACUCACCAAAACAGCGGGCUGUGGCGCCACGAUACUGGAGACAGCUCGUACACGGACAUUGGUUCGCCAUCGUCACCAUGUCCACCCACGAAGGCCGAGGACGACGAAGUCCAGCGAGAAGAUAACACGAAUGCUUUGACAUCAGUCCAGUCCCACCGACGAAACUCCAAGGAGAUCAUAUCGUUCCUCCCAUCCUCGCCAGAGCAUCCCCAGAACUUCUCGCGCAAACGCAAGCUCCUUGUCUUUGCAACUGGUAUUAUGACCGUAUUGAACUCGACGCUAGGGUCAUCCCUGCCUUCGAAUGCAACCGUACAAAUUACCACUCAUUUCAACGUCACAGAUGAUCUCCAGUUCUCCCUCCCGAUCUCCUGCUUCCUGAUGGGCUAUGUCAUCGGACCCAUUCUCUGCGGACCGCUCUCAGAGAACUAUGGGCGGAAACCCAUCAUGGUCGGAGCCUUCUGCGCAUACAUCGUGUGGACGAUGGGCUGUGCUGUCGCGCCAACCUGGCCAGCUUUGUUGGUCUUCCGGUUGCUCUGUGGCAUCUUUGCCAGUGCACCGAUAGCAAUCGUCGGUGGGCUGUAUGCGGACAUAUACGGUGAUCCGAGGAGUAGAGGGGCUGCGAUGGCGUACUUUAUGGUGGCAACCACAUUGGGCCCUAUAAUGGCUCCAAUUGUAAGUGGCUUCAUUGCGCAAUCGACGAGUUGGCGGUGGGUGUUUGGCGCCGGGACCUUCUUUGCUUUAGCGACGCUACCGUUACCGAUCAUAUGCGAGGAGACAUAUCUACCUGUGUUGCUGGAAAGAAAGGCAAGACAGAUGAGGAAGGAGCAAGGUAGAGACGACAUCAUCGCGGCGACAUCGUUGGAGAAGAAGAGCUGGAGUUACGUCUUCAGCGUAGUGAUGACAAGGCCAUUCAGGAUGCUCUUCCAGGAGGCCAUCGUGAGCUGCGUGUGCUUGUAUGCGAUGCUGGUCUACGCAAUAUUCUACCUGUACUUCGGGGUUUAUCCACUGAUCUUCCUGGGAGAGAGCAGCGUUUACAAGUUUAGCCCGGGCAUUGCCGGGCUUACGUUCAUAGCCAUCAUGGUCGGAUCCAUGACUGGUCUACCUAUUUUCAUCUGGUGGGACCGGUUCCUUGCUCGGAAGCAGGAGGAAGGCGCCGCGUGGGCAAAACAGGAGGAAUACAGACGUCUUCCGCUGGCCUGCUUAGGGGGGCCGAUGUUUGUGGUGGCCAUUUUCUGGCUUGGAUGGUCUGCAAGAGCGGAUGUGCAUUGGAUCGUGCCGGUACUGAGUGGUGUUCCAUUCGGCUGUGCAUACUUGCUCAUCUUCAUGGCGCUGCUGAAUUAUCUGAGUGACGCUUACCUGACUUUUGCCGCGUCGGCCCAAGGUAUGGCGAGCACGUGCCGCUCCCUCGGAGGCGCCACGUUGCCGAUCGCUGGGAGAAGAAUGUUCACGAAUCUGGGGAUCGCCUGGGCCUGCACUCUACUGGCUUUCGUAGCGUUAGGGGUCGCAGUCAUCCCAUUUGUCUUCAUCCGGUAUGGCGAAAAGAUCAGGGCCAACUCCAAAUUCUGCCAGGAGCUGAGACGAAUUCAAGAGGAGGAAAGGGAGGCGGAGAAAAGAGAGGAGGCACGCCAGAAUCGGCACGAGGUCGAUCCGGGACACGGUGGUGACGAGAAGCGAAGGGCAGACGCCGUUGCUGAGGUGUAG